Messenger RNA from Coffea eugenioides, 2328 nucleotides. Its product is annotated as AAA-ATPase At2g46620. The record is from RefSeq and is a predicted model, not a curated record. Bases 581 to 2014 code for a protein of 477 amino acids. The transcript has a single exon. Gene Ontology annotation, molecular function: ATP binding; ATP hydrolysis activity. NCBI's taxonomy places the organism in Eukaryota, Viridiplantae, Streptophyta, Magnoliopsida, Gentianales, Rubiaceae.
AUAUAUAUAUAUAUACACACUACAAGUAUAUUCUACUAGUAUUAUGAUUUGACCAAUUAAACGGGGGAAGGGCGCCGGCAAUAGCCGUCUCCUGGAGCUGAAAUUCAAACCAAGCAAACACGCCAUUUAAAGAUGGCCCUAAUUUCUUCCAUCCCCAUAUAUGAAUCUGAUACGUUCUUCUUCCUCUCAUUCCUUCCUCCUCCAAAAUCUCCAACUCCGGAACCCUCUCUCCCUCAUUUGUACUGCUACUAGCUUCAUAAUUAGCACUGCUAGUAUUCCUUUAUAAUACUAUACUGCUACUGCUAUUAGUGGUUUAUUAUCCUGUUCUCAUCAUCAUCAAAUCAUCUUCCGGAUGAUGAUGCCUUUUCCCUGUCGCUCCCGCACCAUCAUUUCUCCAUCGUUUGGCAGAUGAGGAGUUUGCCCUCUUCCUCCGUCGCUCUCACCCUUCUUUACUUUCUCCAUUUUAGCUCGUCUUUAAUUUCCCGGCAAUAACAACCCAACCCCCCCUUUUUUUUUCCUCUUCUUUUUCUUCUUCUCCUUCGUAAUUAUCGUUAGGCACAAAUCAUACGCGUCAUCAACCAUGUUUUUUCUAAAUCCAAUUUUAUUCUUGUUGAUAAUCGUAGUCCCCUUUUUAAUCUUUAGAUUCUUGUCCAGAACAUCCAUUCUGCAUAUCGCGAACAAUUGGUGGCGGACUUUGGCUGACAAAUUUUACGUGUACCAGUUGUACAGAGUUCCCCAAUUCAACGACCACAUGCAGGAAAAUCAACUCUACCGAAAAGUUCACACCUACCUCAGUUCUCUCCCGGCCGUCGAGGACUCCGACUUCACCAACCUCUUCUCCGGUGCCAAACCCAACGAGAUCAACCUCGUCCUCGACCCCAACCAGAUCGUCCUCGACAAUUUCCUCGGCGCUCGAUUGUUCUGGAUUAACCAGAAAUGCGACGGGUCUGGGUUGAAAUCGCUGGUUCUCAAGAUCAGGAAGUCCGACAAGCGCAGAAUUCUGCGCCCCUACCUCCAGCAUAUCCAUACGGUCUUCGAGGAACUCGAACAGCGAAAGGAUGUCAAACUUUACAUCAACGUCGAUGACGAGCCGCAGAGAAACGGACGGUGGAGGUCGGUUCCCUUCACGCAUCCGGCGACGAUUGACUCGGUCGUGAUGGACUCGGACUUGAAGAACAAAGUCAAGUCGGAUUUAGAAUCCUUCCUCAAGUCCAAACAGUAUUAUAACCGAUUAGGCCGGGUUUGGAAGCGGAGUUAUCUCCUCUACGGGCCCUCCGGUACCGGGAAGUCCACAUUCAUCGCUGCGAUGGCCAAGUUCCUCUCCUACGACGUCUACGACGUCGACCUGUCCAAAAUAUCGGGCGACUCUGAUUUGAGGUCGCUGCUGCUGCAAACGACGAGCAAGUCGCUAAUCGUGAUGGAAGAUCUGGAGCGCCAUCUGACGGGGAAAUCAACGGCGGUGAGCUUGUCCGGGAUCCUCAACUUCAUGGACGGCAUAGUCUCGUGCUGCGGCGAGGAGCGCGUGAUGGUAUUCACAGUGAACGGCAAGGAUCACGUUGAUCCCGCGAUUCUGAGGCCCGGGAGGAUAGAUGUUCACCUGGAGUUCCCUCUCUGCGAUUUCAACGCCUUCAAAAGUUUGGCCAACAGCCAUUUGGGUGUGAAGGAGCACAAGCUUUUCCCUCAGGUGGAAGAGAUGUUCCAAAGCGGGGCGAGUUUGAGUCCGGCCGAAAUUGGCGAGCUUAUGAUUGCCAACCGGGCCUCUCCCAGCCGGGCCUUGAAAUCCGUAAUAUCCGCGCUGCAGAAUAACGCGGACACCAAGUUAGCUGGCAGGGUGUCGCGCAACGGGUCGGUUCGGUCAGCGGAGGAAUCCGGCGACUCGGGAAUAUUGUGUAAAGACGCCGGUGUUUCCACCGUCAAGGAGUUUCGGAAAUUAUAUGGAUUCUUGAGGAGGAGUCGAAGGGAAUCCGCAGAUUUGGAUGACAAGGAAAGGGAAAUUGGUCGACAAGAAAGUUGAGUCGUGCCCACCCGUCCACCAAUCAAACUACACCAAAUCAGAAAACCCCGUUUAAAGUUUCAGAAGAGUAGUCUGUCUUUCUCUCGCUGUUGUGCUCAAUAGUCCAGUAAAGAUAUUUUUGGCUUUUUCUCUCCCCUUUUCCUAUCUUCCUUCCAUAGUAUAGUUAGCAUUUGGGGGAAAAAAUACUACUGCUGUAGUAUAUUUAAUUAGCACAGCGUUAAUGUUUAGCGGGAAAACUUCCACAGGAUACUACAGUAACGAUUGUUGUAGCAGUACAUAUAGAUCCAUUUUUAAGUAGCAUAGCAUUACAUUAA